Chelmon rostratus (copperband butterflyfish) is the source of this 9756-nucleotide messenger RNA. Its product is annotated as complement C3-like. The transcript is spliced from 85 exons. NCBI's taxonomy places the organism in Eukaryota, Metazoa, Chordata, Actinopteri, Chaetodontiformes, Chaetodontidae. The coding region runs from base 1 to 9756 and encodes 3251 amino acids. Gene Ontology annotation, molecular function: protein binding; endopeptidase inhibitor activity. Gene Ontology annotation, cellular component: extracellular region. The record is from RefSeq and is a predicted model, not a curated record.
AUGGGAUCACAAAGGAGGACGUGUCGUACUCAGCUGUGGCUGCUGGCCUUUCUGGCCUUUUCCUCUCUGACUGAUGGAUCUCAACUAGAGGUGAUGUCUGCCCCCAACCUGUUGCGAGUAGGAACACCAGAAAACAUCUUUGUGGAAAUUCAAGACUGCGUGCAUGAAGGAAACAUCAAUGUUGACAUCAGCGUGAUGAACCAUCCAACCAAAACCAAAAGGCUGGCAUCAGCAUCUGUGAGCCUUACUAAGGCAAAUGAUUUCCAGGGCUUUGGACAAAUUACGAUCCCGACUGGUGACUUCAGUAAGGAUCCCGACAUGAAGCAGUAUGUGUACCUGGAAGCUCAGUUCCCCAGCCGACUGCUGGAGAAGAUUGUCUUAGUCUCCUUCCAGUCCGGCUACAUCUUCAUCCAUACUGACACCACCAUCUACACCCCCAACAGCUACGUCCAUUACAGGGUGUUUGCAGUGACCCCUAGCAUGGAGCCUGUGGACAGAAGCACUGAAUCUGAUGCUUUAACUCAAAUUGGCAUCGAGUUUGAGAACCCAAGCGGCGUCAUUGUACAAAGUGAUCCUGUCUCUCUGAGAUCAGGGAUUCACCACGGACUUUACUAUCUUGGUGAUCGUGUCAGUCAUGGAGUGUGGAAGGUGCUGGUGAAGUUCCUCAGCAGCCCACAGCGCAGCUUCUCUGCAGAGUUCGAGGUCAAAGAAUACGUGCUGCCCAGUUUUGAGGUUAAACUGACGCCUCAGCGCCGCUUCUUCGACAUGGACAGCCAAGAGCUCUUCGUCAACAUCAAAGCUACAUAUCUGUCCGGGGAAGAGGUGGACGGGACGGCCUAUGUGCUAUUUGGGGUUUUGCAACAGGGCCAGAAAAAGAGCUUUCCAGGCUCUCUUCAGAGAGUGAUGAUUGCGGAAGGACAAGGAGAGGUCAGACUGAAGAGAGAGCACAUCACACAGACCUUCAGCAACAUCCUCGAGCUGGUGGGGAGUUCCAUAUAUGUAUCUGCCAGCGUGCUGACGGAGAGCGGUAGUGAGAUGGUGGAGGCAGAGCUGAGAGGUAUCCAGAUCGUCACAUCACCGUACACCAUCCACUUCAAGAAAACGGCCAAAUAUUUCAAACCAGCAAUGCCCUUUGAUGUUGCGGUUGAAGUUGUGAAUCCAGACGGCACUCCGGCACAAUUUGUUGAAGUGGUGGUUGCUCCGGGUGAGACACGGGGCUUCACCACAGACAAAGGCAUGGCAACGCUUAGCAUCAAUACAGCAACCAGUGAAGCACUGAUUGUUACAGCGAUUACCAACGAUCCUCAGAUUUCACGUGAAAAACAGGCAUCAGCCACAAUGGUAGCUCUCCCAUAUACCACGAAAAGCAACAACUACAUCCACAUAGGUGUGGAUAUGACUGAAGUAACAUUAGGGGAAAAUCUGAAAUUCAGCCUCCACCUCAACAGGCCGGUAACCGAACAACAUGACAUCACUUACCUGAUCCUGAGCAGAGGUCAGCUGGUGAAAUAUGGCCGAUACAAGGUAAAACAUCACGUUCUGAUUUUUCUGGUUCUGCCCAUUACCAAAGAAAUGCUGCCAUCGUUCCGCAUCGUAGCAUACUACCAUACAAAUUACUAUGAAGUGGUGGCAGACUCUGUUUGGGUGGAUGUCAAGGACUCCUGCAUGGGCUCGCUGAGGCUGGAAACAACAAGACCCGCUCCCUCGUAUGAGCCUCGCAGGAUGUUUGGCCUGAAGAUCACUGGAGAUCCAGAGGCCACAGUGGGACUGGUGGCAGUUGACAAAGGCGUGUAUGUCCUAAACAACAAGCACCGUCUCACCCAGAAAAAGGUGUGGGACAUUGUAGAGAAGUCCGACACAGGCUGCACACCAGGUGGAGGGAAGGACAGCAUGGGUGUGUUCUACGAUGCUGGGCUGUUGUUCGAGUCCACUGCUUUCGGGACUCCCUUCAGACAGGAUUUAAAGUGUGCAGCCCCCAGCAGGAGGAAACGAGGCAGUGCUCUAAUGGACUUCCACACCAGCUCGAGUGAGGAGGACCACAGUUACAUGGACAGCAAUGAAGUCGUUUCUCGCACCAGGUUCCCUGGCAGUUGGCUGUGGUCAGAAAUCAAACUGCCUGCUUGCCCUCGAAACACACCGAACUGUCAAGCCACAUCAUAUGUGAAAAAUGUUCCUUUGCAAGACUCAAUCACAACCCGGCAGUUCACUGGCAUCAGUCUGUCAAGAACUCACGGUAUCUGCGUGGCUGAUCCAUUAGAGGUCAUUAUCCGGAAGGAAUUCUACAUUGAUCUCAGGCUGCCGUACUCUGCUGUCCGUGGAGAGCAGCUCGAAAUUAAGGCUGUCCUACAUAACUACAGCCCAGAUUCCAUCACUGUGCGUGUGGAUCUGAUUGAGGAGGAGCAUAUGUGCAGUGCAGCUUUUAAGAUUGGGAGGUAUUGUCAGGAGGUAAGGGUUGCGCCCCAUACCACACGAUCUGUGCCCUUCAUCAUUAUUCCCAUGAAGGAAGGACUAGUCCGCACUGAGGUCAAGGCAGCCGUUAAAGACUCAUCACUCAGUGACGGAAUCGUGAAGAUGCUGCGGGUGGUGCCUGAAGGUGUACUAACAAAAUCCAUUAAGACUAUAACACUAGACCCGAAGAACAAAGGUGUCGAUGGCAAACAACAGGUAACUAUCAGCAGUGAAAUUCCUCUCAAAGAUUUGGUUCCAAACACACCUACGAGCAUGCAAAUCUCUGUGACAGGAAAAGAGCAGAGAAGUACACUAGUGGCAAACGUCAUUAGUGGGAACUCUAUGGGUUCUCUGAUCCGACAGCCCGUAGGCUCUGGGGAGCAGAACAUGAUCCACAUGACACUGCCUGUCAUUGCAACUGUAUAUUUGGACAUAACCAACCAGUGGGAAACUGUGGGCUUACAUAAGCGUAACGAAGCUCUCCAACACAUCAAAACCGGCUAUCAGAAAGAGCUUACCUUCCGUAAAAGGGAUGGGUCUUUUUCUGCUUGGACCAGUUCCAAAAGUAGCACCUGGCUGACAGCUUAUGUUGUCAAGGUGUUCGCCAUGGCCAACUAUCUGGUGGCAGUGCCAAACAACGUCAUCUGUGACGCUGUCAAUUUUCUGAUUCUCUACGCACAGCAGCCUGACGGCCUGUUUAGAGAGCUUGGAAAGGUGGUCCACGGAGAGAUGAUCGGUGACGUGCGAGGCGCAGAUUCAGAUGCCUCCAUGACGGCCUUCUGCCUCAUUGCUAUGCAAGAGUCACGCACAUCAUGUGCUGCCACCGUUAAUAGUCUUCCAGGCAGUAUAGACAAAGCAGUGGCCUACCUGGAGAGGCGUCUGCCCGCCCUCACCAACCCAUACGCUGUUGCAAUGACAUCAUACGCCCUGGCCAAUGAAAACAAACUCAACCGGGCGAUCCUCCUCAGUUUCUCCACAGCGUUGUCCCACUGGCCAGUACCUAAGGGAAAUGUUUACACACUGGAGGCCACAGCUUACGCUCUUCUUGCUCUUGUCAAGGCUGAGGCUUUUGAAGAUGCAACACCUGUUGUCAGGUGGUUCAGUCAACAGCAGAGGGUGGGAGGAGGCUAUGGAUCCACUCAGGCUACCAUAAUGGUGUACCAGGCUGUAGCUGAGUACUGGGCCAGUGCUAAAGAACCAGAGUAUGAUCUGAACGUGGACAUAAUGUUGCCAGGCAGGUCAAAGCCUGACAAGUACAACUUCAACAGGAACAACUACUACGCCACAAGAACAUCUAAAAUCUCUACUAUAAACGCGGAUGUAAAUGUGACUGCCACAGGAAGCGGAGAAGCAACAGUGACACUGGAGUCGCUGUAUUACGCUCUGCCUAAAGAAAAGGAAAGCGACUGUCCGAAGUUUAACUUGUCAGUGCAGCUCCUGCCAGAGAAACUGGAUUGGGAUGAGCAUGUAUACAAGCUGAAAAUAGAGGUCCUGUUUAAGGACGUAGACCGCGAUGCAACCAUGUCAGUCUUGGAAAUUGCCUUGUUAACUGGCUUCACUGCUAACACACGUGACCUGGACUUACUGUCCAGAAGACGGGGCCAUACUAUUGCAAGAUAUGAAAUGGACACAUUCCUGACCGAAAGAGGCUCACUCAUCAUUUACCUGGACAAGGUUUCUCACGUCCGACCAGAGGAGAUCACUUUUAGGAUCCGCCAAGUGCUGAGAGUGGCCGUCUUACAACCAGCUGCUGUGUCUGUCUAUGAAUACAAUGAACAGACAAAGUGUGUGAGGUUCUACCACCCAGAGAUGAGACAUGCACGGCUACCGAGACUCUGUGUGAAUGAUGAAUGCACAUGUGCUGACGCGAUGUGUGCUAUGCAGAGAAAGGACCGCAUUUUCAAUAACGAGCGCACUGCUAAAGCUGCUCAAGUCACACCGACCAGUCGAACAGAUUUUGUGUACAAAGUCAGACUGGAAAAAUUUACAGGCAGCUUGUCCACUGACGUUUACACAGCGCGGAUAGUGGAAGUCCUUAAAGGAGGAAGUUAUGAUAUGGGUCUUCUGGGAAAGCUGUGCACGUUCGUCAGUUAUCCGCAUUGCCGAGGAGCUUUAGCUCUGAGAAUAGGUAAAACUUACCUUAUUAUGGGUGCAUCAAAAGAUAUUACCAGAGAUCAACAGAGACAAUCGUAUCAGUAUGUACUUGGUGAGAACACCUGGAUUGAGUACUGGCCCACGGCAGCUGAGUGUCAGACUGAGCGACACAGACGUACCUGUUUGGGCAUGAAGGAGCUGGUCAGGCACACACUCUUCGAAUGCAGAAGGAUGUGCUUGACUCAGCUCUGGCUGUUGGCCUCACUGGUCUUUUCUCCUCUGAUUUCUCUGGCUGAUGCAUCCCCAUUGAAGGUGCUGUCUGCCCCCAACGUGUUGCGGGUAGAAACACCAGAAAACAUCUUUGUGGAGUGUCAAGACUGCACCGAUGACAACAACAUCCAGGUUGAAAUCAGCGUAAUGUCCUAUCCAACCAAAUCCAAGCGGCUGGCAUCCACAUCUGUGACCCUCACCAGUGCAGAAAGAUUCCAGACCUUUGGGCAAAUUAAGAUCCCUGCCGGUGACUUCAGUCAGGAUCCCAGCACGAACCAGUAUGUGUACCUGAAAGCUCAGUUCCCUGAUGCAGAACUGGAGAAACUUGUCUUAGUGUCCUUCCAGUCCGGGUACAUCUACAUCCAGACCGACAAGACCCUCUACACCCCCAACAGCAAAGUUCACUACAGGAUGUUCGCAGUGACGCCCCGCAUGGAGCCUGUGGAGAGAGAUAAUGAAACUCUAACUGACGCUUCUAUCGCCAUUGAGAUUGUGACCCCUGAAGGUAUCAUUUUACCACUUGAUCCAGUCUCUCUGAAUUCAGGGAUGCACUCCGGAGAUUACAGACUUGCUGAAGUUGUCAGUUUCGGACUGUGGAAGGUGGUGGCGAGGUUCCACAGCAAACCACAGCUGAGCUACUCUGCAGAGUUCGAGGUCAAAGAAUACGUGCUGCCCAGUUUUGAGGUUAAACUGACGCCUGCGAGCCCCUUCUUCUAUGUGGACGGUCAAGAGCUCAUCGUCAACAUCAAAGCUACGUUUCUGUUCGGGGAAGAGGUGGAUGGGACAGCCUACGGAGUAUUUGGUGUGAAGCAUGAGGGUCAAAAAAAGAGCCUUCCCAGUUCUCUUCAGAGAGUGCAGAUCACGAGCGGUAAUGGAGCGGUAAUACUGAAGAGAGAGCACAUUGUGCAGACCUUUCAAAACAUCCUCGACCUGGUGGGGAGCUCCAUAUUUGUAGCUGUCGGUGUGCUGACGGAGAGCGGUAGUGAGAUGGUGGAGGCAGAGUUGAGAGGGAUCAUGAUUGUCACCUCACCGUACACCAUCCACUUCAAGAGAACAUCCAAAUAUUUCAAGCCAGGAAUGUCCUUUGAUGUUGCGGUUGAAGUGCUGAAUCCUGAUAGCACUCCGGCUCAAGGUGUCGCAGUGGUGGUGAAUCCAGGUGAGGUGCGGGGCCUCACUUCAGCCAAUGGCAUAGCAAGGCUUUCUAUCAACACAGAGGAAAAUCCUCAACCACUGACAGUCACAGCAAAGACCAAUCUUCCCCGUAUUUCAGCUGAGAGGCAAGCAUCAGCCAACAUGACAGCUCUCCCAUAUACAACAAGCAGCAACAGUUACAUCCACAUAGGUGUGGAUACAGCUGAGGCCACAUUAGGUGAAAACCUGAAAAUCAGCCUCAACCUCCACAGAGCGGAAAGCACACAAAAGGACAUCACGUACCUGAUCCUGAGCAGAGGUCAGCUGGUGAAAUAUGGCCGUUACACGACAAAAGGCCAAGUACUGAUUUCCAUGAUAGUCACCAUUACCAGAAACAUGGUGCCAUCGUUCCGCAUCAUAGCCUACUACCAUGCAAAUGCCAAUGAAGUGGUGGCAGACUCCGUUUGGGUGGAUGUCAAGGACUCCUGCAUGGGCUCGUUGAAGCUGGAAUCAGCAGCACCUGCUUCAUCUUAUGAGCCUCGCAAGAUGUUUCGUCUGAGGGUCACUGGAGAUCCAGGGGCCGCGGUGGGACUGGUGGCCGUUGACAAAGGCGUCUUCCUCCUAAACAACAAGCACCGCCUCAACCAGAAAAAGGUGUGGGAUAUGGUGGAGACGUAUGACACAGGCUGCACAGCAGGUGGAGGGAAAAACAGUAUGGGUGUGUUCUACGAUGCUGGGCUGCUGUUUGAGUCCAACACGGCAUCUGGGACUCCCUACAGACAAGAAUUGAAAUGUUCGGCCCCCAGCAGGAGAAAACGAGCCAUUUCUGGGAUGGAUGCCACAACCAGCUUAGCGAGUCAGUAUGAAGACCAACUGCAACGUGACUGUUGUUUGGAUGGCAUAAGGGACAUCCCUGUGUCAUACAGCUGCGAGAGGCGCAGUGAGUACAUCGUGGAUGGCACAGCCUGUGUCGAAGCCUUCCUGCACUGCUGCAAGGAGAUGGAACGCCAGCGAGCUGACAGGAAGAAGGAUAGUCUCCAAUUAGCUCGCAGUGAGGAGGACGACAGUUACAUGGACACCAAUGAAAUUGUUUCUCGCACCAAGUUCCCUGAAAGCUGGCUGUGGUCAGAUAUCAAACUUCCUCCUUGCCCUCAGGAAAAACCAAACUGUGACUCCACAUCAGUGCAGAGAGACAUUCCUUUGCAAGAUUCAAUCACAACCUGGCAGUUCACUGGCAUUAGUCUGUCAAAAACUCACGGUAUCUGUGUGGCCGAACCAUUAGAGGUGAUUGUCCGGAAGGACUUCUUCAUUGAUCUCAGGCUGCCGUACUCCGCUGUCCGUGGGGAGCAGAUUGAAGUUAAAGCAGUCCUCUACAACUACAGCCCUGAUGCUGCCACUGUGCUUGUGGAUCUGAUUGAGGAGGCACACGUGUGCAGUGCAGCUUCUAAGCGUGGGAAAUAUCGGCAGCAGGUUAAAGUUGGGCGCCAAACAGCGCGAUCUGUACCCUUUGUCGUUAUUCCCACAAGGGAAGGACUAUACCGCAUUGAGGUCAAGGCAGCUGUUAAAGACUCGUCGCUCAAUGAUGGGAUCAUGAAGAUGCUGCGGGUGGUGCCUGAAGGUGUACUGAUGAAAAUUCCUCAGACUGUAAGACUUGACCCAGCGAAAACAGGUGUAGAUGGUAAACAAGUAGAAAUGAUCAGCAGUGGAAUUGCUCCGAAAGAUUUUGCUCCAAACACACCUACUGCCACACAGAUCUCUGUGACAGGAAGAGAGCAAGUAAACAAGCUGACGAAUGAAAUUAAUGGGGAAUCAAUGGGCAGUCUGAUCUACCAGCCCUCAGGCUGUGGAGAGGAGAACAUGAUCCACAUGACCCUGCCUGUCACCGCUACCACCUAUUUGGACAAAACCAACCAGUGGAAACCUGUGAACAUCGACGGACGUAAAGAAGCCCUCCAACACAUCAAGACCGGUUACCAGAAUGAGCUUGCCUACCGUAAACAUGAUGGAUCUUUUGCUGUGCAUCGUGACCAACAAAGUAGCACCUGGCUGACAGCUUAUGUUGUCAAGGUGUUCGCCAUGGCCAACAAUCUGGUGGCAGUGCCAAACAGCGCCAUCUGUGACGCUGUCAAGUUUCUUAUUCUCAGAGCGCAACAACCUGACGGCAUGUUUAGAGAAGUCGGAAGGGUGGUCCACAGAGAGAUGAUCGGUGACGUGCAAGGCACAGAUUCAGAUGCCUCCAUGACGGCCUUCUGCCUAAUUGCUAUGCAGGAGUCACGCACAUUAUGUGCUGCCUCUGUUAAGAGUCUUCCAGACAGUACAAACAAAGCCGUGGCCUACCUGCAGAAGCGUCUGCCCAGCCUCACCAACCCAUAUGCUGUUGCCAUGACAUCAUACGCCCUGGCCAAUGAAAACAAACUAAACCGAGAAUUCCUCUUCAAGUUUGCUUCCCCAGAUUUGUCCCACUGGCAGGCACCUAUGGGACGUGUUUACACACUCGAGGCCACAGCUUAUGCUCUUCUGGCUCUGGUGAAGGUCACGGCCUUUGAUGAAGCCAGACCUAUUGUCAGAUGGUUCAACCAACAGCGGAGAGAGAGAGCAGGCUAUGGGUCAACUCAGGCUACCAUAAUGGUGUACCAGGCUGUGGCUGAGUACUGGGCCAGUCCUAAAGAACCAGACUAUGAUCUGAACGUGGACAUCUUGUUGCCAGGCAGGUCAAAGCCUGAGAAGUACAACUUCAACAACGAAAACCACUUUACCACGAGAACGUCUAAAAUCAAAAAUAUAAACCACAAUGUGAAAGUGACUGCGACGGGCAGAGGAGAAGCAACAGUGACAAUGGUGUCGCUGUAUUACGCUCUGCCUAAAGAAAGGGAAAGCGACUGUCAGAAGUUUAAUUUGUCAGUGCAGCUCCUCCCAGAGAAACUGGAUGAGAAUGAGAAGAUAUACAAGAUGAGAAUAGAGGUUUUGUUUAAGGACAGGGAGCGCGAUGCAGCCAUGUCAGUGUUGGAUAUCGGCAUGUUAACUGGUUUCACUGUUGACACAAAUGACCUGAGCUUACUGUCCAAAGGACGUGCCCGCACUAUUUCAAAAUAUAACAUAAACAGUGCUGAGUCAGAAAGAGGUUCCCUCAUCAUCUACCUGGAUAAGGUUUCUCACACGCGACCAGAAGAGAUCAUGUUCAGGAUCCAUCAGAAGCUGAAAGUGGGCAUCUUACAACCAGCUGCUGUGUCUGUCUAUGAACACGGCCACCAUCAAGACAAAACACGCUGUAUGAAGUUCUACCACCCAGAGAGAAGAGCUGGACAGCUGCUGCGGCUCUGCAGAAACAAUGAAUGCACAUGUGCUGAAGAGAACUGCAGUAUGCAGAAGAAGGGCAACGUCAGCAAUGACGAGCGCACAGCUAAGGCCUGCGAGACUCUAGUCACCAGCAAAAUAGAUUAUGUGUACAAAGUGAGACUGCAAGAGUUUACUGAUGGCUUGUCCACUGACAUUUACACAGUGCGGGUCCUGGAAGUCAUCAAAGAAGGAAAUAAUGAUGUGGGUCCUCAAGGAAAACUGCGCACAUUCCUCAGUUACCGGCACUGCAGAGCAGCUUUAGAUCUGAGAACCAGCAAAACCUACCUUAUCAUGGGUGCAUCCAAAGAUAUUUACAGAGAUCAACAGAGUCAAUCGUAUCAGUAUAUACUCGCUGAGAGAACCUGGAUCGAGUACUGGCCCACAGAAGCUGAGUGCAAAAUUGAGAAAUACAACGCUACCUGUGUGGGCAUGGAGACGAUGGUCCGGCAGUACAGACUCUUUGGAUGUCAGCAAUAG